AAUAUAAGCAAAACCUAUGGAGAGCUCAACGAUGAUGUGAACCGUUUGGCUAAAGGGCUCACGGAUUUCGGUCUAAAGCAUGGAGAUGUGGUGGGAGUUUGGAGUACAAAUUCAUACAACUGGGUCCAAAUACAAUAUGCGUGUUUUAGAUUGGGGCUAAUCUUGAGCACAAUCAAUCCAGGUUAUCAAGUGGACGAGCUGGAUUAUUUAUUGCGAAGGGCACAGAUAAAAGCACUGUUUAUGCCGGGGGCAGACAGCAAGCACAAUGUGAUCAAUAAGUUUCAAACUGUUUUAACAGAUGUAUUGAUUAAAGACUCUCAGACUUCGCAAAAUAGCGAUGAAUUGCUAUUACGAGACGUUAUUGUUAUGGACGGCAAUGCGUUUCCUGUGGACCACUCUCUAAGACACAAAAUAUCUGUUCAUUUGUUUAAGGAUUUCACGACAAAUGACGGCGUUUUGGACCAAACAUUAGUGGAUGCCGUGAAACCCGAGGACCCUGGUGUCAUUAUGUUUACCUCGAUAAUUUGUUAA
Molecule: messenger RNA, 531 nt
Organism: Oppiella nova
Lineage: Eukaryota; Metazoa; Arthropoda; Arachnida; Sarcoptiformes; Oppiidae
Source: the annotation of a GenBank genome assembly